AUGAGCCGGUCUAGGCAUGUGGGCAAGAUCCGGAAACGCCUGGAAGAGGUCAAGAGCCAGUGGGUCCGGCCCACCAGGGCCGAUUUCAGCGACAAUGAGAGUGCCCGGCUGGCCACAGACGCCCUCUUGGAUGGGGGUCCUGAGGCCUACUGGCAGGCACUCAGCCAGGAAGGUGAGGUAGACUUCUUGUCCUCGGUGGAGGCCCAGUACAUCCAGGCCCAGGCCAAGGAGCCCGCUUGUGCCCUGGAGCCCCCAGGAGGGGCAGAGGCAGGCCCCCGGGGACUGGACUCCCGCUCCCUGCACUCAGGCACCUACUUCCCCAUGGCCUCCGAGGGCAGUGAGCCCACCCUGUUGCACACCUGGGCCUCAGCCGAGAAGCCCUACCUGAAGGAAAAGUCCAGCGCCACUGUGUACUUCCAGACGGACAAGCACAGCAACAUCAGAGACCUCAUUCGCCGCUGCAUCGGCCGGACCAGCCAGGUCCUGGCCAUCGUGAUGGAUAUGUUCACGGAUGUGGAGAUCUUCUGUGACAUUCUAGAGGCGGCCAACAAGCGUGGGGUGUUUGUCUGUGUGCUCCUGGACCAGGGAGGUGUGAAGCUCUUCCAAGAGAUGUGUGACAAAGUCCAGAUCUCUGACAGCCACCUCAAGAACAUUUCCAUCCGGAGUGUGGAAGGAGAGGUGUACUGUGCCAAAUCAGGCCGGAAGUUCGCUGGCCAAAUCCAGGAGAAGUUCAUCAUUUCGGACUGGAGAUACGUCCUGUCGGGAUCAUACAGCUUCACCUGGCUCUGCGGACACGUCCACCGGAACAUCCUCUCCAAGUUCACGGGCACCGCGGUGGAGCUGUUUGACGAGGAGUUCCGCCACCUCUACGCCUCCUCCAAGCCGGUGAUGGGCCCCAAGUCCCCCAGGCCUGUGGCGCCCCUGCAGCCCAGAGCAGGCCGCAGCCCCCCGCCUGGCCGCCUCAGUGGUAGCAGCUGCUCGGCCAGCGACCACACGUCCUCCGACCCCUUCAGCAGCCCCUCGACAGGCAGCAACCCCCAGAACCAGAGUCGGUCGGCGUCAUCGGGGCCCAGCAGUCCCCUGGCCCCCAACCCCCCUCCGCCCCCCAGGCUUCGGGCCCACCAUGGCCCAUGGGGGGCCCCGAGCCCACAGGCCCACUUCCCCCCGAGGCCCCUCGCCAGCGCCCCAGCUCCCUGCAGCAACCUCAGUGCCUACAGGCCCACGCGGCAGCAGCUAGAGCAGCUUGGCUUGCUGCCCCGGACGGCCCACAUCUGGAGGCCAUUUCUCCAAGCCUCCCCUCAUUUCUGA
Callorhinus ursinus (northern fur seal) is the source of this 1308-nucleotide messenger RNA. RefSeq names its product family with sequence similarity 83 member A (gene SACK1A). Gene Ontology annotation, biological process: epidermal growth factor receptor signaling pathway. NCBI's taxonomy places the organism in Eukaryota, Metazoa, Chordata, Mammalia, Carnivora, Otariidae. Gene Ontology annotation, molecular function: protein kinase binding. The record is from RefSeq and is a predicted model, not a curated record.